Messenger RNA from Rotaria sp. Silwood1, 1110 nucleotides. The record is from the annotation of a GenBank genome assembly. NCBI's taxonomy places the organism in Eukaryota, Metazoa, Rotifera, Eurotatoria, Philodinida, Philodinidae.
AUGCCUGUAUCAUUCUUGUUACUUGUCUUGAUUUUUGAAAUAACCGCAAAAAGCGUUCACGGAUGGGGUAUCGAAGGACAUGCACUUGUUGUUCAUCUAGCCGAGAGUCAAUUGACUAUAGAUGCAUCCGAGUGGAUCAAACCUCUUCUACCUUGGUUCGUAUCUGGUAAUUUAACGGCUGUAGCUUCGUGGCCAGAUGACAUCAUUCACGAAAACUCUAAUCAUUUUGACUACCGAAAUUGGAAUUGGUCUCGACCAUUGCACUACAUUGAUUUGCCAGACUGGAAUUGUAAUUACGAUCGAGAAAGAGAUUGUAAGAAUGAUAGUUGCAUUGACGGUGCACUAAGAAAUUAUUCACAACGUGUUAUCGCUGCUGACCUAGACCGUGUACAACAUCAAGAAGCACUCAUGUUUCUUGUUCAUUUUGCUGGUGAUGUCCAUCAACCAUUGCAUGUUAGCUUUGAAGGAGAUUUGGGUGGGAAUAAAGUGAAGGGAUUUUUCAUGAAUAGUACACGCGAGACAAAUCUCCAUUCUCUUUGGGAUUCUGGUCUUAUUCACAUUCGUAUGUCGCGUGAUUUUAAAUCGAACAUAACCAUAUACUACGAAUAUCUUUAUGAUCUUAUGCGCAAUCAAACACCAACAAAUGACGACGGUGAUUUCAAACAGUGGAUUGCAGAAAGUGUGAAACUGGUCUGUGAACAAGUUUAUAUAGAUGAGAAGAACAUAACCAUGAAUGCUUCGGCCACUUUCCACUUGGGCAAUGUUUACUAUGAGAAGAAUAUCCCGGUUAUUGAAAAACGGAUUAUUCAAGGAGGUCAAAGAUUAGGUACUCUUCUCAACAUGUUAGCUGCAAAGCGUCCGAAACCGUCAACAUCAUCAUCAUCAUCAUCAAUAAGAUCCACAUCCACAUCAUCAACAACGUUCAUAGCAUCGACAACAUCCACAACUAUGCCAUCAUCAUCAUCUAGAAAGCUGUACUGGAGCACCACCACACUUAUUGUUAUACUUAGCAUAGAAUUCGUCAUUGUCAUUGCUUUUGUAGGAAUUCGAAUGUUUAUGCGGCGGAAACAACCAGUAACAUUGUCAUUUUCUACACGUUUCACGAAAUAA